UAAACACACCAGUAUGAACAUCACUUCACAUUUUUUAUUCUCAGAAUUACAGUUUGUUUUGCCUUGUGUUGUUGCUUGAUGAUGAAGCAAAUUCUGCACUUCCUUUUUUUUGUCAAAUCCAAUUAUUACUAAUAUAUCCUUUUUGGUUUGUUUCAAUUUUUUGAGCAGUUUAGAUUUUUUGACAAAACUUAUUUUUAUGCCUACAUUAAUAUGUCAUGAUGUUAUGCAUAGGCGCGUUUGAUAAAAAAGAUAUGUUUUAUAUAGAGUUUGCCUUGCUGCUGACAGGAAGCUGUUACGUGUGUGGUUAGCUGAGAGGAACAACAGAGGGGAAGCUGUUUUGCCCUUUUUUUCAUUUGUGCUGCGCACUCUCUCAGACUUAAGCUCUGARCAAUCGAAAGACGAAAACGAGAGUUAAGGAAGUCUGUUUAUUUUUUUGUUCUAAAAGGGAAUACAGCUCCAUUUAGGCUUGAGGUUCUUCAAGAAAAYUUGAUGACAGAAGAAAACUCCCAACAUCCCACAUUUGAAAGACGAGAAGUGGAUCAAGAGUUUGUCAUGCUGCCAGUGUGAGAUUUUUUUAGAGAUUAAUGUUCCCAUGUGAUGGCAGUUUUAGCAGGCAUUAAGUCAGGAACUGGACAAGGCUCAGGUGAAAAGAGGCUGUCCUGGCCAGUUUUCCUGGUGACUUUAGCUGCUGUCACCUCCUCUUCUCUUUCUGUGUUGUCCUUGUACCAAUUAAUGGCUCUUAGAGCUGAAGUAGAGGUGCUCAAAUCAGACAUCAGUCGCAGGAGAGAAGGACAAGAGGCCAGGCAAACAGGUCAGGAGUGCGUCAUGUCUGUGCAGACUGAAAAUAUCAGUAACAGGAGACGCAUCCAAGAGUAUCCCAGCUUUCUGCGUGGCGUCACCCAAAUAAGGAAGAGGAGAACAUUAUCAGAGUCAGAGAGGUCAGGUUUGUUCAAAGAACUAUCUACAACAGCUUCUCAGUCCUGCCUGCAGCUGUUGGCAAACAAUAACAGAAAACCCUUCAGCAAAGAUCUUCCCUCGGGUCCAUACAUUGGUAUCCCCUGGCAGGCUGGACUGAAGAGAGGCUCUGCUCUGGAGGCAGACAGUGACCGGAUUGUAGUCAGAGAGGAGGGCUUCUACUUUGUGUACAGUCAGGUUUACUACAUGGACAGCACGUUUACGAUGGGGCAUGUGGUUAUCCGAUGGAAAAAAUACGUUGUGGGAAAUGAGGAACCGGAUGUGCAUUUGUUCCGCUGCAUCCAGAGCAUGAACCCUACAUAUUCUUUCAACACCUGCUACACAGGAGGGAUUGUGAAGCUGGAGAAGGGAGACUUCUUGGAGCUUUUGAUCCCCCGCUCUGUGGCCAACGUUUCCCUGGAAGGAGAUUCCACAUUUUUGGGUGCUUUCAAACUGGCUUGAAGUGUGCAAUUUCACACUGGAGCAAACAAAUGUUGAUGCAUGAAAGAAACUGUCAUAUUUGGAGGAGAAAGCAGUGCGGCAGUUCUUGUGGUCUUGAUACAAGACCACUUGAUACAAGGUCUUGAUAAAAUACAGGAAGCAGCUCUUUCUCAUUUGGUAGAAUGACAAGACUAUAUGUGCCUAAUCUUGUGUUGCCUUCACUUGAAAGGAUGUCGUAACUGUCUUUUCUUAGCUUAAUAAUAUUAAAUUGCAUCACUUUUUAGGACAAAGUUCUGCUAAAAUCACCUUUUUAAAUUAACCUUUUUAAAAUUGUAUGUAACCACAAAGCAAACAAGUUCACUUUCAUACAAUAUAAAUCUACAGUAUAAUAUAAUCUGACAUUUUCAGCAGCAUUAUCUUGUUUUUGAAAUUAUUAUUUCUUACAGUAUUUAUGCAACAUUAUGUCUUCUUUUGAAACUUUACCUUCAUAUGACUGCGAUUAAAUUGAGAUGCAAUAAAAUUACAGUUCCUG
Messenger RNA from Austrofundulus limnaeus, 1927 nucleotides. It is a transcript of the gene tnfsf13b, whose product is annotated as TNF superfamily member 13b. The transcript is spliced from 7 exons. NCBI's taxonomy places the organism in Eukaryota, Metazoa, Chordata, Actinopteri, Cyprinodontiformes, Rivulidae. Gene Ontology annotation, cellular component: membrane. Gene Ontology annotation, molecular function: receptor ligand activity; tumor necrosis factor receptor binding. Gene Ontology annotation, biological process: immune response; positive regulation of B cell proliferation. The coding region runs from base 598 to 1416 and encodes 272 amino acids. The record is from RefSeq and is a predicted model, not a curated record.